Molecule: messenger RNA, 1287 nt
Organism: Malus domestica (apple)
Lineage: Eukaryota; Viridiplantae; Streptophyta; Magnoliopsida; Rosales; Rosaceae
Product: transcription factor bHLH51
Biological process (GO): regulation of DNA-templated transcription
Molecular function (GO): protein dimerization activity; DNA-binding transcription factor activity
Source: RefSeq, a predicted model, not a curated record
AAUCACACAUUAUGAAUAGUAGAUCUUAGAAUAUGUGAGAUUAAAAUCAAGGAGGGAUUGGAGGACUGAGGUUUUUAGAAUACGGUUUACUAGUGUGUUUUCUGGCCAUGGAUUACAACUGUUGUUAUGCUGGGACUGGAGGGGUAAGCUGGCCACAGCAGUACAAAUCUGGUGCAGCUCCAGCUGCUGCUGCAGUAAGCAAUGAGUCUUCUUCCAGCUUUCUGGUUCCACGGCCUCCUCCUCCUCCUCAUGUGUCGAGCACUAAUCAAUUCCAGUUUUGUGGGUUGCCGCCUAACUCGUGGUCUUUGACGGCAGCUGACGGUUUUGAAGACGAUAGAGAUGCAUCUGCUUCGAAGAGCCACAGGCAGGCUGAGAAAAGGCGCAGAGAUAGAAUCAGUGCACAGCUUGCUACUCUUAGGAAACUCGUUCCCAAGUCCGACAAGAUGGACAAAGCGGCUCUAUUAGGAAGCGUGAUCGAUCAUGUGAAGGAACUAAAGCGAAAAGCGGUGGAAGUGAGCGAAGCCUUCAUAGUUCCAACCGAAGUUGAUGAAGUAACAAUCGACUGUGAUCCUGCUUAUGGUGUAACCUCCACCACUACAAGUAGCACUAACAUAAACAGGGGCAAUUUUCUCAUAACGGCAUCCGUUUGCUGCGACGACCGGCCGGAACUCUUCUCGGAGCUCGUUCAAAUCCUCAAAGGCCUAAAACUGACGGCGGUAAGAGCCGACAUGGCAAGCGUCGGAGGCAGAAUCAAAAGCGUUUUGGUGCUUUGUUCUAAGGAUGGCGAAGAAGCAGUUUGCUUAAGCACUCUCAAGCAGUCCCUCAAGUUGGUUUUGAGUAAACUUGCCGCGUCGCCAACGGCGCCAAACUGUCGAAUUCGAAGCAAGAGGCAGAGGUUUUUCUUUCCAUUCCAAGACCCAAACUAAUUAAGAAGAUUUUGGAGUUCUAUGUGAAUCAAGUGCUUUCAGUACUUGGUCUAUUUUUCUUUUUUCUUUUUAAAAUGAGAAGGAUUUACAUGACACAGAUAUAUUGUUGUAUGCACUGUGGUAUUAGUGCUAAUAAUAUAAUGAUGUGUCAUUUUUCUCCAUAUAGUAUUGCAUUAUUGACACAGAACGUCACAAUAACAAUAUAUGUGUCAUAUAAAUUGCUUUCCUUUGGCAAUAAGGCAGAAGGAUGUGGCUUCCUACCACAAGACGUGGAGUUCAUUGACAGAUACCAUAUAGCUUACACUUUCCUCAACUGAUCGUAUAUAAUUAUUCGACUGAACAAUGAAUGAUGUUUUGCCUA